ACCGCUGGGCAAACUCAGAGAAACGAUGGAUUUUAUCCGGUCAGCUGGCGGACGUUUCUGAGAAAACAACGAAAACUAUGUCGUAGCGUCGCUGCGGCGUCGGACGGAAGACAAAGCGAAGUGGAGAUAUUCGCUUACGGUAAGAGACGCGUUUGGAGCGUUGAACAGGAUAUUAUGCGAGGGUGAAACUCCCUCACCGGCAGACUCCUCUGACCUGGUUGGCUCAAGAGUUUCAUGAAAGUUUCUAAAACAGUGUUAGGACUUCAUUCUUGGCUCAAGGAGCACCCAGUGUUGGACGUUGCACCACAAUAUGUAAUUUGUCUGACCGAAAAGUAAUGUAAAUAUUUAUUUACAUGGUCCUGAAAGAAAGUUAAGAGCUCUUGUAAAUGUGUACGAUAAAAAAAAAAAAAAAAAAAAAGAUUCAAAGAGCUUUGAAAAAAAAAGUAAUCAGUAUGAAAGUCCAAAACUUUAUUUGUGUUUAAAUGGCUGAUUAUUAUCCAAUCGUGAACAAGUGGGUUAAAUUACACUUUUGUCCUCUUCAUCAACAACCAUCAUUCCAAGACAUUUUGUCAGGUCUUAAUGUGGUAUCCAUGGCAACUUCUAGGCAUUUAAAUCCUUAUAAUUUAACAAUAUGCUGGAACAAUGAAGCACAGUGUUCACAAGGAAGCAGCUCCAACGCAAAUAAAUCAAUUCCUUUCUGAGAAAACUAUUACUGCUUAGAUGAGAUCUGCUGCAGAUGACCUAUAAACCAGAGGGCUGAUCUAAAAAAAAAAAAAAAAAAAAAGAAAUCCCCCGAUUUUCAGUUUAAAGUUAAAGAGAGACAGAAGGUUCCAGUAGCUGAUCAGAGUCUCAUUUCAUGCCAGAAAUUGUAGCAACAUAAUUAUGUUAUGAUGCGUGUUAACUGGAACAUCUCGCUCUCGUUCAUGGAACAAUGAAUUAAGGACUUCACUGUGUCCUAAAGUAAAAAAAUAUAGCAUGGUGUUUGCCUGUGAGAUGAAGCUUGUUGUCACGAUUUACCAGUGUUUGACAAAUAUCUUUCACCUUGGUUUUCUCAGUGGUGACAAGGGAUUCUGAGCAGGAAUAGCUGAAAAAGUCAACAGAGGUCCAUGACGGUGUUGGAUUUUCUUUUUUCUUUUUGUCAAAAGCAGCCUGAAGUGACCAAUUCAUGCAAAAUAUUCAAAUUCAAUUUGAGUUUGUAGCACCUUUCAGCAGCAAGGCAUUUCAAAGUGCUUUCCAUCAUAACAAACACAAAAACACAAAGUCAUGCAACAUAGAAUCAACAAUCAAAACAUUACAUUGAGUCGGUGCCAUCUUGAAAUUUGUAAACUGAUGUUUUGAAUAUUGCAUGCAGAGUAGUUGACUAAAAUUCACGCUGACCCACCUUUGAACCUUCGGUUACCUUUUUAUCCCCUUCUAAAUCUGUUUUGCAUCUGUUAACAAACCAUUUCUUUCUGAGUUUUUAGCUGUACUUAAAUACUAUAAUGAGUUACAGAAGACACGGACAUUAAAAGUAAUGAGACUCUUCUACUGAUUUUGGAUUGGAUUGAGAUCCACAGUUGGACCCGUUGAUUCUAUAAAAUAAGACAGAUUACGACCCCUGACAGCAGAGCUGUACAAUACACUGCAAAAACACAAAAUCAAGUUAGCUUCUUGUGCAAAUAUCUCCACCCACUUGAAAUAAAACCACUUUCAAGUCACUUUUCAAAAAAAAACAUAGGAGCUUGUUUUAAGUCAGUAACUUCCUACUGUUGAUGAAAACAACAUAAUUCUGUUUCGUUGACGGAUUAUUUCACUUAUAAAAAGGGAGAAAUAUCUUGUUACAAGUGAAAUAAUCUUCCAGUGAAUCAAGUCAUUAUCAACUCCACUAUUUUGUCUUCAGGAAAUUAAGACCCGAUAAUUUUGUGACUUGUCUGUAAAAAACCUUUAAUUUAAUAACCAGCAGAGCAUUGUGUCUUAAGCUGACAUUUUAACAGGAACUUACUUUAAAUGUCUAGAUUUAAUGUUUUUGGCUGUUCUCUCUUGAAUGACUGCCUCCCGUAUUGCCAGCUUCUUCUUCUUCUUUUGUGUUCAGUGAAAAAUACACAAUAUUUGGUUCACAAGAGUCAGACAAGAUGAAAUUCAAACAACAUUUUAGGUAAAGGUAAGAAUCUUAAUUUCUUUUCUUUGUUUUUGCACAUAGCUUUCACAAACUCAAACUGCACAAGAGUCAAUGUAGAAUAAAUAAUUUAUUGUUGGACUGCUGCAUGUAUUUUCCAUUACUGCAUCAGUCUAAUGUAGUCUUUGAAAAUGCCAAUUUGUGUGAAGUCAAACAGUCCGUAUCACUUACAUGUUGGCCGUAUUUCCUUGACAGUGGAGAACAUGGUUGAUGCUCACACCCUGCUGACUGGAGAUCACAAUAAAGUUUCUAAUCCUCCUUGCAAUUCCCCAACAACUCCCGUCUUUAUUUUCCUACAUUUUUGACAACUAAGCUCCUUUUCUUCUGCUUGUAUCUUUUCCUGCAACCUCCCCCCUCCCCAACGGCUCCUCUUAUCUCUUGGUUUCCUCUGUCAUGUCCGUAUCCAUGAGGAACCCACCUCAACGCCGGCGGUCCCUGGGUCCCGUCUCACCCAAGCGAAUCUACAGGAAUCUCUCUGUCAGACUGAGGGGAGGAGAGUCGUCCGUCGCCGCCGAGGUGCAUGCACCCAAACACACCAGCAAGCCUGCAGAAGCUUACAAGACCCUGUGGGAGGCAGUGGAAAACGAGGACACUUUGGCCGUGCAGAGCCUCUUGUCCAAAGAUCAUGCCAGCUGUGGAGGAGGAGGAUCGAGCUUGUGGGAGCGAGGAGAGAAGAAAGAGACGGACUGGGAGAGAGAUAAAGAAAAAGGGGUGAACCGAGUGAGCGAGCAGGGGUUGGUUCCUCUGGAUGUGGCCGCGCUUACCCACAACUCACCUCUUCUUCACGUGCUGACGAAGGCAGGCGCCAGGCAUAACCCUAUUUUGUGCCGGCCAGCAGACUGGGGGCUCAAGCUGGACGCCCUGGUGGAUCUGGCGAGCAGACGGAUGGAGGAGAGGAAGUCGGAGUUGGCCAGGAAAACAGGAGCGGGCCCCCAGGCGCAGGCGGAGGUCCAGGGACAGAGCCGCCUCUGGAGACUGCGGCUGCAGCUGUACUGCCGGAUGAGAGAGAACUUCCAGAACACGGAGCUCCCAGCCCCGCCCAGCCAUGUGUCCUUACUGGUGACCAGCAGUUCCUCUCUGUGCGUGGUGAUCAGGGAGCCGGACGGUAACAGCAUGGGGCUCAUCACCCGCUACAAAGUGGAGUGGAGCACCUCGGUCAGCUUCAAACGUGUCCUCGGUACGGCCCAGGUCACAGAAACGAGGAACCCCUCCUACAUCAUCAACGGACUGACAGCAGGAACGCACUACUACGUGAGAGCGAGCGCCUACAACGUGAAAGGAUGGGGCCCGCCUCAGAGCUCGGCUCCGGUCAGCGCCGCGCCGUCAAGCUGGAGAGAGUGUGUUGGUGUGAAGACGCCGCUCAGGAACCACGAGGGCCUUGUGAGGAAACUGCUGGAAGAUGCCAAAGAAUCCCAGUACAGAGGAUAUUAUAUAGACAGCUCGAAGUCGGCGAGUCCCAGCAAGCGCCUGUUGAUGUCUCGGGGCAUCAAGCAGCUUUUCCACUCUGCCACCAAGUUUGUUCGUCUCCUGCAAAGGGGUGUGUACUUGGCGACCGUUUUCUACCACAAGGACAACGUCCUGGUGGCCGCUGAGGAUCAGAUCCCACUGGUGGAGAUCCAGUGCUGCUCCACCUCCAUCACCCAGGACUUCCUGUGGUUUGCCAAGCUGUCCUGCGCGUGGCAGCAGGUGCCCUGGCUUCAGCAGGGCCUGUCGUCUGCUCACUCCUCUCCCUCCUCCCUCCUUCAGAACCGGCACAACAUCUUAAAAGCUGUUUCUCAGCUGCAGUCUUCUCUAGGAACAAUGGAUUUGGGUCAGGUGUACUACGAGCCACUGAAAGACAGGCAGGGCAAUGUGCUAAUAGUGACGUUGAGGGAGUUCCCAAAUCCUCCAUCAAGCCCUCCUGACCCUCCAUUCCACUGGAUUCCUCUGGACCGGCUGGAGAGGAACCGCAGCAGAACCCCUCUGCUGCCCGAGCCCACUGCCAUGGAUACGCUCUUUGAGCAAUUGAAGGACAAGCUGUCCUUCCAUAGGCACAGCAUCCAGUGGAUCCAGCCCGGCCUGUAUGUGGGCAUCCUAAAACUGUGCAGCUCGGUGGACCAGAUCAGGGUCCUGGUGCCGCAGCGGCUGCCGAACCUCCUCUGCCACACGCGGGUCCGACAGAAUCCCCACGUGACCAGAGAGGAGUGGGCCUGGCUCCAGAGUCAUGUUUACGCUGCACACAGCGGCGGCGCUCAGAGCCCGCCGAGCGGCGAGGACGAGAGCUCGGCGGAGAGCAGCGGAGUGGAGGAGUUUGUCAGGUCUCUGAGAGCCGCAGUCACACAUCUCCUGACGAAGCUCAACAUCCCCCUCUACAGGGCCUACCAGUAUGGCGUGUACACACGGGAGCUGCUGCAGUUCGGUGGGAAGGUCUCCAUGCUUCUUCUCCUGCCUCCCAGUGAGGACUUCAGCUCCAGUUACUGGCCUCUGGUGGGAACCAAAGAGCCCGGCGUCACUCUGCCCCUGCAGAUCUUUGAACUGGUUCACUUCUGGACCUACGAGCGGGACUUCCUGAGUCAGUACUGCCAGGCCUGGGUGAGGCUGGAGCUGGACACUCACCUGGCCCAGCAGGCUCUGCGUGAAGCGCUGGACACCAAGGAGGUGCAGGAAGCCCGGGAGCGCCUCAACAACCUCACCGACCUUUCUCGUCGUUUGGAGAUGGUGUGGAGGGACGCCCGAUGGAUAAUGGACUGUCUGCAGUGUGUCCGCUCCAAGCAGUGGGUUGGGGCAGUGCCUUUGGGCCUGGUGAUGGGGGGGGACCCACCGCCUUGUCCUGAUGGUGAGGAAGAGGAAGACGGCUUGACUGCAAGGUUGAAGUGGCCCAGCCGGAUCCAAACACAAAGAUCUGUAGCAGGAAGUUCUUCCGCUGUCCCCAUACCAGUUACCGCCGAGGUCUGCGCUCCACAAAGAAUCCCGGCGGUCCUGGAGGACGCUGCACUCAGGGUGAUGGAAGGCGUCGUGAAGGGAGGGUAUCCUGUUGACAUCAGCUCUCGGUCGACGGCGGACCUGUCCGGCAUCGGCCUGCCGGAGGACGGAUUCACCAGCGCUUUAAUGGACAGUGGACGUAACUCUGCUGCUGUGGCACAGCUAGAGGCCACGGUGUUGGACACCGCAGACUUCAACCCCAGAAUCACGGACGUCAUCCGGCCGAUGGAGGCGGCGGAGCUGGUGGACAUCUUGCCGGCGCUGAGUCUUAUUGAGGAAGAGAACCCCUGUGCUCCAUCCGCGCCGUCUGUAAUGGACAUCCUGGAGAACUUUGGACUUGGGAUCGGGGAGGAAAACGCCCACUUUCUCUUUGAGAUUGACGACAAGAGUCGGUCGAAGGCGAACACUGAGAGCGAGACGCACUGUGAGGGUAUUGUGUUAAACGGAGCGGGAGUCACACCUUCUUGUGCCACUGUAAAUGGUUCAGAGAGCGCCACGCCUUUUUCAGGGCGCGCCUCGCCUCGGGACGAUAGACAGACGAUGGAGGCUCCAAGUAAGGGAGCAUCACUUCCAGUGAGAAACCUGGUGGAGUGGGACAGACCAUCCACCAGUUCAUCCUGAUAUUAAACUUUAUCAGCUUGAAGUUGCAGUUGCGCUCCAGCACUCGAUAAAGAAGUGAAAAACCUCACUUAUUCUUUUUGUGAUCAUUGUAUUUAUUCACAGUAUAUAAAAACUUGAGUUAGGGCUGGAUGAUGUUAGGGCUCAUAUCAGUAAUCGAGAAUUACUGAUUAGUCUUUUGUUUUAAAUAUCUGUAAUGCUCCCAAACUGUUGUCAUGGCCUUUCCUGUUUUAUCCACAGUUUUCAUUCUACGCCAUUUUUUUAUUUUUAUGCAGUUAUGAGGCACGGUGGCAAAACCUGAAACUGCUGCUGCGCAAGUUACUCAACAGGUUGUUGCUAGGCGACAAAAGAGUGAGUGAGUUGCUAGGUAACGAAUGAGUGAGGGAGUUAGUUGAUGCCACCGACCUUGCUUAGCCGGCCGUGAGAGGUUGAGCAACUAAAGCUUUUCCUCUGCCUACAUCCCCCAGAAUGCUGUGCGGUUCUGGAUUGGAGUUCAGUGAAAUUAUUGAACAUUCUAUCAGACAUCACGUCUAUAGAUACUGAUCACGUGUCUAUAUCUAUCUAUUUUGUUAUUGAUUGAUUAUCCAGCCCUAACUUGAGUAUAUAUUGUAAGAUUUAGUCUCUGUGAUAUAUGUUGCACCCAGUUUGAUGAGUAUAAACAGAAAGUUGGUCUUGUUUUUGCACAUUUCUCAAACUUUCAUUUUGCAUUUUUCUAGCAUGUGAACUUGUACUCAUACAUUUCCAUUCUGAAUAUGACAAAAAAAUACAAAACCAUGUGUUGCUUAGUGGUUGACGAAGUCAUUUGGUAUCAGACAAUUGUGUUUGCUCUUUUUUUAAAUCAUUAGAACAACAGGAACUAACCAAGUGACCCUGAUAAAAAAGUUUACAGAACACAUUUCAUGCCAUGUGUUGCACCCUCAUGGAACCAGCACCAGUUCUGGCUUUUGCUCCGGGUUCUGCCCUCAGGCUGUUUUGUUGCAGUGGUACCUUUUCCUUCUGGUGACUCAACCCUGCAGCCUUUUUUACAUCAGGCAAAGUGGUGUGUGUGUGUGUGUGCGUGUGUAUGUGUGUGUGCGUGUGCGCGUGUGUGUGUGUGUUAAAACAGAUCCUGAUUUAAACAGGUAUUGGUUAUACUGAUACGUUUUUUAAAAAGAGAAAACAAAGUUUUUAUUUAAAAAAAUAUAAAUACAGUAAUAGUUUGGCACAGAUUAUAAUUUUUUUUUUUUUUUUUUUCAUUUUUUGCAUGUCGGAUAACUUGUUGGUCUGCCUGACCUUGGAUUACUUUCAACUGAAUGCCUAAUUUUUCCACUUUUCAUGUCCCGUUUCUGUUUUAUACAGUUCAGUUACCUUCUAGCACGGAUACCUUAAUACAACUUCUUUUCUGGUUAUGAAUCUAGAAAUCUGUCUAUUAUUGGGCAAGACCACGAGUGUUGGAAAAAGUUUUUGUAUUGUCAUCCAUAUUUUGUCAGUGUUUGUAAACCUAUGAGCACAACUUCAGUUCUCUUGAGCUACAUGUCAAAUGUACAAAAAGCAAUAAUAAUACGCUACAGUAGCAAUCCUGACUUGAAUAUUCCUUGCUCACUACAGGACAAAGCUCUGUUGGUGCUUGUCUGAGCUGUGUUCAAUUCAGUCAAAUAAAAGCAUUUCCUUUGAA
Gambusia affinis (western mosquitofish) is the source of this 7388-nucleotide messenger RNA. RefSeq names its product ankyrin repeat and fibronectin type-III domain-containing protein 1-like. Gene Ontology annotation, biological process: regulation of establishment of bipolar cell polarity; establishment of mitotic spindle orientation. Gene Ontology annotation, molecular function: protein binding. The record is from RefSeq and is a predicted model, not a curated record. Gene Ontology annotation, cellular component: spindle. The transcript has 19 exons. Bases 2549 to 5737 code for a protein of 1062 amino acids. NCBI's taxonomy places the organism in Eukaryota, Metazoa, Chordata, Actinopteri, Cyprinodontiformes, Poeciliidae.